GUCAGCGCUGCGCCCUCAGUGGACUUUGGCGCGGCUGCCCUCCGUUUGGACACCCUAUCGAUUGCCGCGUAGGCAAGUGACGACACCACCAUCGGACUUAAGCCUGUCUGCCCACCACGGCAGCGGCCUACUGGGAUAACGAAAAGGCCUAGUGCCGCCUACUCACCCUCUUCCCUUUUUCUCGUCUUUUCUCGCCAUGAUCAAACACCAAGUCGCCUCUACCGUUUUACAGGCUACUCGCGCAUCCAUCACGACUUCUCUCUCCAAAGCACAGUCCGCCAAAAUGACCACUGCCGACAGUUCGCUACCGCCGCCACAGGCCAAGUCGUUCCGCCCAGAAGAUGUCAAGCAGAAUAAGCCUGAAAACCAACCCGCGCCUUACUUUCCCAUGCCCUAUAGAGAUGCUGCCUACCAAUGGUGGUCCAGUGUCACCCCCGCCAUGGCCCAAAGCAAGGUCAUGAGCCUCGUCCCCGUCCUCAAAGAAGCAGCCGACAGCCUUUCGCAGCCCACACCCUCCAAAACAGCUGACGCCAUUGGUACACGAGUAUGGCGAAGCUCCAUGGUCCAGCUCUCCGGCAAGGACCGCGCCCUCAACGAAGUCUGCAUUGAGAGAGUAGGUGAAGAGGCCGAGGAGACGCUCGUCAUGGUUCACGGCUACGGCGCCGGUCUGGGUCUCUUUUACCGCAACUUUGAGCCCGUCACCCGCUUGCCUGGCUGGAAGCUUUACGCUCUCGAUAUGCUCGGCAUGGGCAACUCAUCCCGACCCAAGUUCAAGAUCCACGCCAAGAGCAGAGAAGAUCAGGUCAUUGAGGCCGAGAGCUUCUUUAUUGAUGCCCUGGAAGAGUGGCGCAAAGCCCGCAACAUUGAGCGAUUCACACUUCUCGGUCACUCCCUUGGCGGAUACCUCGCUGUCUCCUACGCUCUCAAGUACCCCGGCCAUCUCAAGAAACUCAUCCUCGCUUCCCCAGUCGGCAUCCCCGAAGACCCUUACGCCGUCAGUGCCGCCAUGCCCGAGCCUGGCGAGUCCACCCUCGAAAACGAAUUCACAAAAGAUCAACAAACCAUUGCACACGUCAACUCUAGCCCCUCUAGCUCUCCUGCUGCCCCGCGCAAGCCUCUCCCCAGCUGGCUAGUCUGGCUCUGGGACGCCAACUUCUCGCCCUUUAGCUUUGUCCGCAUGAGUGGACCUCUCGGUCCCCGUCUUGUCUCUGGUUGGACCUCGCGCCGCUUUAACCACCUGCCCGGCGACGAACCACAGACUCUUCACGACUACGCCUUCUCCAUCUUUAAGCAAAGAGGUAGCGGAGAGUACGCCCUCGGCUACAUCCUCGCCCCUGGAGCAUACGCUCGCCGCCCUGUUAUCGACAGAAUCCACCAGGUUGGUCGCCAACCGCUGCCUCAGACAGAUACCAGCAAGGCCCUGAAGGAGACUGGCAUUCCCAUUGUCUUCAUGUACGGUGAAAACGACUGGAUGGAUGUUGCCGGCGGCUUGGCUUCAGAGGUCAAGAUUAACAGGGCGCGAGAGGAGCUCCUCAAGACAGCUACCGCCGAAGAAAAGCGAAACGACAGAGGCAGCGCUCGCGUUGUGGUAAUUCCCAAGUCAGGGCAUCAUCUGUACCUGGAUAACCCUGACGAUUUCAACAAGGUUCUCCGUGAGGAGAUGGAGGACACCAUGCGGGAGUCAAAGAGACUCCAAAGCUAGAACUUUGGCUUUGUUUUUGCACAUACAUGAUUUUCUGGGGUGUUUUUUUAACAGCGUGCAUUGUUCUUUUGUUUUCUCGUUUUAGACGGCACUAUUUUCUUUUGUUUCAGUUUGGCUGGUAGACCGCUAGACUCUCUUGCAUAGACUGUAGGCGGAAAUAUUGGAUACAUGGCAUAGACUCUACGGCGUUGACUGGGUUCACUGCUUAAUCAAAUAAUGAAUUACUUCACUGAAUUGUCUAUAAAACUUUUGGUGAAACGUGAUAUGCUUUUUCUAUUGAAACCCAAACUGGCAAUAUGCCGCUUAAACCAACCUGCGCAAUGUACAAGAAAACAAGGGUAUGCAAUGAAUAUAUGUAUGCGUCUCUCCAAAUACUUCCAUAACAUCAGCGUGCGUUUACAGCUUAAUGACAUCCACCUCGGAAAAGUCAGGAGGGCUUCUUCCGUAUACAACACGCUGCUUGCUGUCUAGCGCUGUGCCCUCGUUGCUCACCCAAAUGUGUUCGCUGAACUCCUUGGUUUCUCGGAUCUCGUCGUCGCUGACGCCGUUGCAAUCCUGUGGGAUCCACACGACGGGUUGACGGGCACGAAGGGCAUAGUGCAUAAAUGCGUGCUUAACAAGCAUGUCUCUCUCCUUCGGUGUCAAGUCUUCAACUUCGUCGUGUACGCCGCCAUAGAGGGCCUCACCCAUAGCCCGCUGAGCCUCCAAGUCCUUCUUUCGCUGAGCCCGGCGAUAUUCCGCUGCUGCCUUGGAUUGUCCGUCCAAAAACGCCAUCUUCAUCAACUCUUUACCUCCUUCUCUUGCCCAUCCUCCAACUUGCUUGGUGCCGGCCUUGGCCCAUGUACCUACUUGCUUCACAGGAUUCAUAGCGAAAGUGGUAUGCUUGUGGUAAGUCAUGAGUUCGUAUCCCUCGCCAUCUUCGGCUUCAUUGCCGGAAGGUUUGGUGCCUGCCGAAAGUCCGGUCGCCUCAUCAGCAAAGCCAUCAUCUUCCACGUUGACCAAGCCCAACCGACGAUUCUGGGCUCGUUCGAAAGCUUCAUCUCUUAAAACGGCUUCGUCUUCAAGAGUAACAGGUAGAUAACGACACAGUGGCGCGAAUGAAGUGUGAAGAAGAUACUGGUAUAUAGCUGUCAAUAAGAAGACAACAAUCAUGAUACUGCCGUGAGUGAUGCAGACAGCAAAGCCAUCUUCAUUGCGAACAAUGAAAAACAAGCCUGCCAUGGCAAGCUCCAUAAUGUAUAGCCCAGUGAACGCCUGGUGAAUGGCGCGCGGAUACAAUACUCCGCCAGUAUCGUCUUCAAAACGGUAGAUGUAAAUCAUGGCGUAGCGCUGGGCAACCCAAAGUAAACUGAACGUGAUGACUGCAAAGAUAGAAAUAAGCGGCGCUAUGAUGCAAUAAAUCAAACCAAUGCAGGCAAAGUUGGUGUAAAUAGGGAAGAAGGAGCCCCAGAUGACAUUGUUGAGGGUGGUGUUGCGCUUCCAUUUGCUGCGGGCAGUGCUGUCAAAUAUCGGACCAAUGAUAUACCAAAAGAUGAGAGAUAUCAGUUGCAGAAGGGUUGCUGAGCUUGUCGAGAGAGCUUGUAGGAUCAUGUACGAGAAAAAGUAGUUUGCAGCAGAGGGUAGAUUGCUUGCAAGGACGUUUUGAAGCACAUAGUUAACAUCUCUAAGUUGACCCAAAUUGUCAAUCAACUUCUCGAGUGAGUUGGUGAAGAAUGAUGCAACCGAUACAACCAGAAAGACCUGAACAAACAAGAAAGCAAAGAACCAGCGUUGCACAAAUUCUGUUCGUUGUGAGCCAGUCUUCACACCUUUGAUGCCGGCAAGAAGUUCCAUAAUGAGUGGUACCAGGGCCAGGAUGAUCACAAUGACUAGUGUUGGCAAAACACCAGCAAUCGCAGCAGCAACGUUCCUAGUUGUCUUCGACUUAUUCAAAAACUUGAAAGCGUCAAUUUUAGUGAGACUUUCAACAUUGUUGAUAGCAGCCGUCCAUGCAACUGGAAUAGCCCAGAGGAGGGUCAUGGCUGUUACAACCAACGCGACGAUACCAGUCCUCAGCCACUGCUGCCACCAUGUCAUUGCCAUGUUGCCCCAAACGACGUCUCUCGGAGAGAUUUCAAUCAUUCGCGGCGCCAUUUGGCGAGGAAUGUGAUGAAUGGUGCUCUGACAUGCCAUGUGUGCAGCAAUUUGGUGAUUGAACUGCACAAAGGCGGAGUUUAAUGGCGGGUAGCGCUCGGGAUGCUUCUGAUCUUCUUCAAUUUCGACAUUCAGUCUCGCAAGUUCCCGUCUGCACCAGUAGAUGGUAUCAACUUUUGUCGUGAUGCCUGGAACCCCAAAAAGCCAGUUGAUGCCAAAUAGACCGAGAUGAUGGGUUGGACGGUGCUUCGCCUUAAGGUACUUCUUCCAAGCCGCAUCUCGUGCCCUGAGCUGGCUCUCACUCAUAUCAAAAGCCUUUGAAUACUCAAAGAUGGGCUCCUCCUCACCCAUAAAAGGGAUAUAUUGCUUAAUGUUUUGCCAAACCGUCUUGUUAGCAUACAUAUCGUGGAGCUCCGUUGCCUGCUCCAGGCCUUGAGGCACCGGGGACGCAUAGCCGCCAGACGGAGGCUUCCAAAACUGCCAAAACUUCACCUUGUCGGUGCUAUAGAGCUCUUGUUCAUCCUCGAGUUUCCUGACAGUGUUACCGUUGGCGCGUUGCUCGGCAGGUGGCUUCUGUAUAGCACUAGUCGACUCGACAGACACGGCGGAGCCUGCUGGUGAUUCGGCCCUUUCUAAUUCAAUUUGUUCUUCCUUCGGUGAUUGGACAUUGGUCGGAUUCACAGGUGUAGUGGGCUGCGAGUUCAUUCGGACAUUGGCCACAGGUGUCUGAGGCUUAUCAUGAGCAGCACGGCUUUCGACCUCCCGUUCCGAUUCGCGGACACCCUCCGAGACGUUGUGAGGAACAUUCUGUACGUCUCCGUCCUCAUGUCCUUCAUCACUUCGUGCUAAGGUCUCAGCGUCUUUGUCUUGUUGCGCUCUUAUGGCGGCCUUCUCCUUGCGAGUGAAUGGUUGGAGGUUGUUCUUUUUGCGUUCCGCCUUUGCCUUUGCAUAAGUCUGUUUCAGUUCCGCCUUCUUUGCUGAUUUAAUUAGCUGUGUUUCGGCGUUCUCCAACAUGUUGUGAAUUGAAUCGCGCAAGUUAAUCUUAUCCAGUAGCUUGGAAAAGUCGCGGUUGAGCCACACAUUUCGAACACCACCCGGAAACACAUCAAAAAGGCCGAUAAGCCCUUCUUCGCUGAGCCAUCUGUAAGGAAUACCACUGACAAGGACAGUAGUAGCCGAAGCACGUAGCCGAUGUUCCGCGCUGGUUAAAUAAUCUUGUCGAACCUUGAUAUACGCCUUAAACUCGAAGAAAAAAACACCACAAACCCAAAUGACGGUCAAAAUUGCCAUAAUCAAAUGGGCAGUAUAGCGACUAGAGUUCCUAGGUCGAACAUUUCCCCAUGCUAUCGUAUCGAGGCCAGUUAUAUUACUCUUGGCCUCGGUCCCAUCCCUGCGCUUCAGAUUCGAGCUAUCGCUGUUUCCGUAGACAAUGUCCGUUCCUCGGCCGUCGAUGUAGUUGAGCGGGAUUAAAAUCGGCAAAACGACGAGGCAAAUCGGAAUGAAUAUAACAAUGAGGGUUUUGAGGUAACGAAGAAAGAAAUAGGCGUCAAGACCACAUUUGUUGAUAAUGUCUCGGUCUUUGAACAGAACAACCGUUUUGAUAGUUGCCAAUAUGCUUCUCGGUGGAGGAUCGGUGCGCUCACGUUCUGGGACGAGAUAUGUUUUGGGUUUACUGAUACAUCAAAUAUUAGCUCACGACACCAGAUGGUGCAAAUAUCAGUCAAUCCAACUCACAAGAUUCUUGCAAUUUUGUUGCGAAUAAGGACAAAGAUGAUGAACUGUACGGCAAAAAUGACAAUAGCAGUUGCUAUGGCAGUAACAAAGCCGACAAUACCUUGGCCGCUAGUCUUUUCAACCCUCGAGUCCAUAUUGGAAUCGUCCCGCGGUAAUAGGUGUAGAUUUGGCGAGGUGCCUUGCGCGAGGGCUGGCUGGUAGAGGUUUAAGAAGAUCGCCGUCGCCAACAGGCGGCGAACCAUUAGGGCUUGCAUCAUGGUGCCACCUCAAGCUCCAUAGGCCCCGUGUACAGAUGGUGCCUUGUUUACAGACAGAAUCGACUGGGUUGCUGAGAUUUGUUUGCCAACGUUGCUCAGGGGAGUGUUUUGGCGGCAAAUAGCCCUUGUGGGGGA
Messenger RNA from [Torrubiella] hemipterigena, 5961 nucleotides. NCBI's taxonomy places the organism in Eukaryota, Fungi, Ascomycota, Sordariomycetes, Hypocreales, Clavicipitaceae. The record is from the annotation of a GenBank genome assembly.